AUGCGGCCACCACUAGCUGCUUUGAAGCGAUCAGCGCCAAACUGGAACGACAAAGAUGUCACCCAGCAGUUCAACGCGCACAACGACGUGGCAUUUGCACGGGACUGGGAGGCUUGCAAACGGAAGUUCACGUUCCUCAAGUCGGUGAAGAAACCAACUGGUGACCCCAACUGUCCACCACUCGUCGUCCGAGCCAAGCGCAUUCAGCAUGACAUCGACAGUCGUGCGGCGGUCGAGAUUGACGUCACCGACAACAUCAUUUUCAAGGAAGAAAUUGACACAAGCCAAUCGCUUCUUCCUCGAAAGCCACAAAAGACGUCUUUACAAGAAAAGCCGAACCGUUCAGGGUGGUCUCAAGACAGUCUGCACCAUGAUGGGAAACAGCUUAGAAAGGCGUCGGAAGGAACGCCAUCAGCUUCGUCAUUGUCUGCGGUGGCGAAACGUCGCCAAAGUUUGGAUGCAUUUUUUGACCAGGCCGGCAAGCAACAAUCAGCGAGCAACGACAUGAUGUCGAUGUUCUGUCUUAUGGAAGACGCAAAGAAAAGCGCCAAGACGAGUGCGAAGAACGUAAGGGGCAACAACACAUCGUCCGCGAAGAGCGAGAAUAUCAGCAACAGUUCCUGCGCGAUGAGCGUGAAGAGCGCAGAUGGAGCGAUGAAAACGAGUACCGCGCUCGCCAAGAACAAUUACAGAUGGCAAUCACGAUGA
Aphanomyces astaci is the source of this 708-nucleotide messenger RNA. RefSeq lists its product as hypothetical. The record is from RefSeq and is a predicted model, not a curated record. NCBI's taxonomy places the organism in Eukaryota, Oomycota, Saprolegniomycetes, Saprolegniales, Verrucalvaceae. The transcript is spliced from 3 exons. Bases 1 to 708 code for a protein of 235 amino acids.